AUGGCGAUCAAGCACAACCAGAAGCUUAUCAGCACCCAUCUCCGAAAGGACUGGCAACGUCGGGUUCGAUGCCACUUCGAUCAGCCCGGUGCCAAGGUCAGGCGUCGGGACGCCCGUAGGGCCAAGGCUGCCGCCGUCGCCCCUCGUCCCGUCGACCUUCUCCGACCUAUUGUGCGAUGCCCUACCGUCAAGCACAACCGCCGUGCCAGGGCUGGCCGCGGUUUCUCUCUUGAGGAGCUCAAGGCUGCCGGUGUCCCCCGCCUCUACGCCCCCACGAUCGGUAUUGCUGUCGAUCACCGCCGCCAGAACAUCUCCGAGGAGUCCCUCGCCGCCAACGUCGCCCGCCUGAAGGAGUACCUCGCUCGCGUUAUCGUCCUCCCCCGCAGGUCCAACGCCCCCAAGAAGGGUGACACCAAGGCCGACCUCUCCAAGGUUGAUCUCGUCUCUUCCCUCGCCUCCGCCAUCCCCAUCGUCUCCUCCGACAAGACCAUCAAGGAGAUCAGCAAGGCCGACCUUCCUAAGGCCAUCGAGGGUGGUGCGUACAGGAAGCUCAGGCUCGCCCGCAGCGACGCCAGGUUGGCUGGUGUCAGGGAGAAGCGCAUCAGGGAUAAGGCCGAGGCCGAGGCUGCCAAGAAAUAA
Scedosporium apiospermum is the source of this 639-nucleotide messenger RNA. RefSeq lists its product as uncharacterized. Gene Ontology annotation, molecular function: structural constituent of ribosome; RNA binding. The record is from RefSeq and is a predicted model, not a curated record. Gene Ontology annotation, cellular component: ribosome; cytosolic large ribosomal subunit. Bases 1 to 639 code for a protein of 212 amino acids. NCBI's taxonomy places the organism in Eukaryota, Fungi, Ascomycota, Sordariomycetes, Microascales, Microascaceae. The transcript is spliced from 5 exons. Gene Ontology annotation, biological process: translation.